GUUAAUCAGGUGUCAUAACACAAUAUAGAUUUCAAUGCAAUGUCAAAGUAUGGUUAUAGUAGAUUUGAAAACGUAUGAAAAUAUUCCACAAAUUAUAAAACUCUUUUUGAAGUAGAAAUGGAUGCGAGAGCUGAAAAAUUAGCUAAUGCUCGCAGAAAGUUAAGAGAUCACCAAGAAAAGAAAACUCAAAAAGAUUGUGUAGAUAUUUGUGCUGAAAAAAAUGAUCAUCUUAAUAACAUUGGUGGAAAUGAAAAUACAAACAUGGACGAGGUGAUAAGUAUUUCCCAUGAUGAAGACAGUGCUGAUUCACGUAAUGAGGGUCUAAACUCAUAUCAAACUAAAACUCCCAAUGUGACUGAAGAUAAGAUACAAGAUGUAAAAAUGGCAGAAUAUUUAAUAUAUAAUCAAAAGUGUCUUGAAAAUGAAGUACAAAGUUUACAAAACAAACUAUCAGAGUUGAAUUCAUUGUAUACAAAUGAGCAGAUUAAUCACAAUAAAUUCAAAGAAAAGAGUAACAUUUUAGAAUCAGAAGUAAGUAUAUUAUCUGAUAAGUAUGCUAAAAUAAGCCAAGAUUUAAAAAAUAAAGAUGACUUGAUUUCUGAAUUAAAAAGCAAAACACAAAUAUUAUUGGAUGAAAAUAAUAAUUUAAAUGAACAGUUAGAUUUUACCAAAACAAUGUUAAAAACAAAGGAAUCAGAUAAUGCUCAACUACACAAUCAGGUUUGUUUAUACUAUAGCCAGCUAGAAGCAGCUAGGUUGCAAGUCCAACAACUCACAAUUGAUUCUACUACAGAAAAUGUUCACAAGAAUUCCAACAGUGCAGAAAUUGAACAAUUACAAACAAAAAUUAGUGGGUUGGAGCAAAAAAUAGCUAUAAUGGAACAAGAAAGGGAACAUAUAACAUCAUAUUAUGAACAUUAUAUGAAAGACCUUACAACACAAUUAAAUUCUACAACUUUAAGAAAUGAAGAUCUUUCAAAGGAAGUAAGCAGACUUUCUGAUCGAGAAAGCGGUCUAGUAGAUCAAAUCAGUGAUAUGGAAAUUCGUCUACAAAAUUUUAAUAAAAAAGAUUUUGAAGUUGAAACUCAAGUGGAUACCAGUGAAUUGCAAAAGCAGUUAAUUAGUUUGCAGAUUACCUUGGAACAGAGUGAAAAACAAAAAGGAGAACUUCAAAAGCAACUUGAAGAUGCUGUAGCUAAAAUAAAUGAACUGGAACAGUUACAAAAACCUGAAUGUGAACAUGAUGCUUUAAGUGUUACCAAACUCUCUGCAGAUAUUACAAGUGACAAAAUAGCUGCACAGAGAGCAACUGAACAAAAUGUUAAACUAAAAUCGGAUAUUGAAGGUCUUGAACUGGUUAUAGUUAAAAUGACGAAAGACAAAUUAGAAUUAACAGAAAUGUUAACUCACGAAAAAAAGUUAAACAAAGAACUGAUGAUUAAACUUGCUGAUAUUGAAGAACUGGGAAAAACUGUUAAUAAUAAACUAAGGGCAAAAGAUGAAGAGAUGAUGCGACUACAAAAUGAAUCUCGUGAAAUUGCAAAAAAAUAUAAUGAAAUAUUAGAACAUGGAUCUAACCAUUCAUCGUGUAAAAUUAAUAAUGAAUCUGAGCACAAUGAACAUAUUUCUCACGACGUAAUUGAAGAGCAUACAAUUGAUCCUGAAUCUAAUAAUAACAUAUUAGAAACUGAGACAAAUGCAAAUGAGAAAAAAAUCGCGUCAUUUGAAAAUGAUUUCAAAACCAAUUGUAUAAUACCUAAAGAAGAUGCUAUGUUAAAACUGCAGCAACGUUUUAUGAACAUUAUGGAUGAAGUUGCCAACUUGUCAGAUGAAAAACAUAGACUCGAACAUAUUAUACUACAACUUCAGAAUGAAACUGAUACAAUAUGUGAAUACGUAGCUUUAUAUCAACAGCAAAGAAGUUUAUUAAAAAAAAGAGAUGAAGAAAGGACACAUCAGCUUAAAAUGUUUGAAAAAGAAUGUAAUGAACUCAAGCAUCUUUUGGGAGAAUUACGAGAUUUGCUGUUCAGGUUAGCAGAAGACAAAGAAAUAUCCAAGUAUCUUAAAACAGAUGCAAGGAAUGACGAUAUGGCCAGAUUAUGGGAAUUACUUAAGAAAUUGCAAAAUAGUUCUUUGUUAAACAAAAAUUUUAAAACUAUGGAUAUAAAUAGUUUCUAUCCUUGUAGUUGCUGUUCCGGUAAACUAAUCGACGUGUAACUUGUAAUAAUGAUAUUAUUUUAUUGUAGUCACAUUAUAUAACUUUACGAUUAUUCCUAAUUACGAUUUUCUAUUCACAAUACUAGGUAUGUGUAUAAUAUAAUAUGUAUAAAAUAUAUUAUGAAUAAAAUAACAA
Zerene cesonia (dogface butterfly) is the source of this 2353-nucleotide messenger RNA. Its product is annotated as golgin subfamily A member 2. The coding region runs from base 118 to 2217 and encodes 699 amino acids. The record is from RefSeq and is a predicted model, not a curated record. Gene Ontology annotation, cellular component: Golgi cisterna membrane; Golgi apparatus; cis-Golgi network. Gene Ontology annotation, biological process: Golgi organization. The transcript has 4 exons. Lineage: Eukaryota; Metazoa; Arthropoda; Insecta; Lepidoptera; Pieridae.